Molecule: messenger RNA, 618 nt
Organism: Aaosphaeria arxii CBS 175.79
Lineage: Eukaryota; Fungi; Ascomycota; Dothideomycetes; Pleosporales
Exons: 2
Coding region: 1-618 (205 amino acids)
Source: RefSeq, a predicted model, not a curated record
AUGCCCGAACAACUUACCAAGGAUGAAGUCAACUCUCAGACUGAUCCUUCGGUUUCAAAACAAUACGAUUCCAAAACUUCUACCGAUGAGCAGAUCAAAGAGUUCUUCAAGUUUAUUGAUAGCAAAAAAGUUGGUCUUCUAAAUACGUACCGCAACGGAGUCGGCCCCGUUGGACGCUCGAUGGCGAUUGCCAAACGAACAGGACCUGACUUCCUAUUCCUCGCAAAUCAACAUUCUCAAAAGUUCUCAGAUCUCUCUUCUAAUAAAGAGGUACAACUCACUUUCCAGGAUUCCAAGACUCAGGACUGGGCUUCCAUCUCCGGCACUGCGACGACAGUAUCAAAUAAUGAUCCUCGCAUCAAAGAUGUCUGGAGCAGUGGCGUCAAGGCCUGGUUUGGAGACUUGGGGGAUGGAGUUCACACCGGAGGGCCGGAGGAUCCAAGGAUGGCCCUCAUUGAAGUGAAAGCGAAGUACAUUACCUAUUGGCUACAUGAAGUUGGCACCUUAGGCUUCGUCAAGGAGGUUGCUGGUGCUGCGCUCACUGGCAAUGUUGCCAACACUGGAGUACUAAGGGAGUUGAAAGAGGCCGAGAUUGAGCAGGCACGGAAGCAAGGUUGA